AUGUCUGAAAGCCUCGAACCCACCCAGGGAGCACAAACUGCUGCUGAUGUGGCGGCGCGAAGCCGCGCGGACCUGGCAGACCAGUUGAGCGACACAGCCCUCCGUUCGUUCACGAAAUAUUACUCGACUUUCGAGUUUUCUGAUCUCGAAGAAGCUCUUAGAUGUACUGAAGAAGCACUGAAAUCGAUACCGCAUGACCACCCGGAGUACCUGGGGCACUUGAGCAACAUUGUCAGUCUAUUUAGUGAUAAAUUCGAUACGACGGGGAGGGUGGUCGAUCUUGAGAAUGCAAUCCAAUUUGGAAGGGAAGCUAUCGACAGAUUUCCUGAGAACUUAAACCGUGGAUAUUUGUUGAAUGCUGUUGCAGACAAAUUUGACACACUUUUUGCCUCGACAGGGGAGGUCUCAGCUCAAGAUCUCUCCGUUCAAUAUGCCAAGGAUGCCUAUCAGGAAACCAGCGAUAGGCCAGAAAAUGAGCCAUUUCGGCUGGAAGUCAUGGAUACCCUUUGUACUGUAUUGAUGACCCGAUAUCAGCGGAUCUGGGAUCUACAAGAUCUGGAGCAGGCCAUCGAAAUAGCAAGGAGUGUGAGAUGUUUUUCUCAGAACGGCUAUCUAGAGCAUUCAAUACGUCUCUCCGAUCAUCUCAUAUCUAAGUAUUUGAGAGUCGGUGAAGUAGCGAGCCUCGAGGAAGCCAAGACUAUUUCCCGCGAAGCCCUUUUAUUCGCUGCAGUGGAUGAUGCAGAUUAUCCAGGCUGCGUGUUCAGUCUUGCGAGGAGUCUUUACCUCAGCAGUCAACGUACGAGUGAACUAUCCGAGCUGGAGGGAGCGAUCCAGUACUUGAGGUCAGUUGAAAAAUUCCUUGCAGAAGACGACUGUGAAAGUAUAUCGCAAUAUCUCAGCAGCCUCGCAAACUGCCUGGACUAUAAAUACUCGAUAACCGGCCAACCAAGUCAACUGGAAGAGGCCAUCCAGUUGAUGAGGAGAGCCGUAGACAUUACCGACCCAGAAACUGAUCGAUAUGCCGGGAUUUUAUGCCAGAUCUCGGUUCUACUUGGACAAAGAUACAGCCGAGCCUGGUCCAUGGAUGACCUGAUUGAGUCUAUCGGUUACGGGGAAGAGGCGGUAAACGCCAGCUUACCCAGCGACCCCAAUCUCCCUGCAUUCAUGACCUCUCUGGGAAAUAGGUUCAUGGAACGGUAUCUGAGAACCGGGAAGGUAGGCUAUAUGGACAAGGCAAUCGAACUGUCUAGAGAUGCGCUCAAGAAAAGCCCAGAGGGCCAUCCAGCGCACGUGGCACAUGUCACAUGCCUCAGCCAUCAACUCGGCGAGAGAUACUCAAGAUUUGGCAUGAUGGCUGAUCUAGAAGAGGCCAUUCAACUUGUUAAAGAGACGCUCAGUCUCGGCUCACUGGGCAAUUCGGACCGAGCCAAAUGCUUCACUGCUGCCGCAUUGAGAUUCGGGGACAAGUAUUUGAGAACAAAUUCUCUCCCCGAUCUGGAGGAAUCUGUUCGGUAUGCAAAACGUGCCCUGGAUGAACUCCCAGAGGAACAUUCACACCGGGCAGCUUAUUCUAGCAAUCUCGCUGAGGUACUUAGAUCGAAAUACCAGGAGACCAAUGUCAUGAGCGACCUAGAGGAGUCUCUUCAUUAUGGAAGGCAAGCAGUUAGAGAGACGCCACCAGGGAAUGCGGACGAGGCAGGUUAUUUCAACAAUCUCGCGUUCCAGCUUGCAGAAAAGUACCGGAAGACAAGAGAGCCUGAAAUUUUGGCGGAGGCGAUUAGCUAUGCUACCAAGGCAGUCACCGACAGGCCGGAAGAAUACCAAUACCGCGCAAUGUACUUGAGCAACCUUGGUGAUUGCCUUCGAGACAGGCACGCAAUCUCAAAUUCAGCUUCCGACUUGGAAGCUGCGAUGCAAAACUAUGAGCUCGCUCUCGCCCAGACGUCAUCUCCCAUCAUCAACCGUAUCAAAGCCGGCAUCCAGAUACUUGAGCUCUCCAGUGCUCACUCAAGCUGGCGACGAGCCUUUGAAGCGUCUGCAACAGCGGUAGAACUGAUCCCGCAGCUGUCAAUGCGGUCGCUAGAAAACUCGGACAAGCAAUUUAUGCUAGGGCAAGCUGCCGGUCUAACGUCCGACGCUGUGGCGGCCGCCAUCAACGCAGGGGAAGGGCCGCUCUGCGCCUUGAGUCUUCUCGAGCAGGGUCGAGGCUUGAUAGCAACAUCUCUUGAGGAAAUCCGAACAGACGUGCUGGAGUUGCGGAAAGCUGACCCGUACCUAGCGGACGCGUUUGUUUCCCUCGGCAACGUCCUGGACAUGUCAGAAGCAUCUACCAAACAGCACGUCACAACUACUCCACAGGUGGGGGCAGACAGGAGGUAUCAAGUGGACAAAGAGCUGGGUGAAUUAAUCGACACAAUUCGUAAAAAGGACGGGUUUGGCAACUUUCUCCGGGCCCCGAGUGAGGUCGAUAUACAAGAUGCAGCCAGAAAUGGUCCAGUCGUGGCUAUCAAUGUGAGCAAGUUCCGCUGUGAUGCGCUGCUUGUUGAGAAUCAUCAGAUUCGUCUUCUGCCGUUGCCUGAUUUGCAUCUUGAAGAUAUCAAGGACAGGGAGCUUCAAUCGAACCUCGGCAGUACUGCUGUUCUUGAAUGGCUGUGGGAUACCGUGACAGGCCCUAUCCUACAUGCUCUAGGGCUCUCUCCAGUCCCUUCAGGUGAGAAUAGCUGGCCUCAUAUAUGGUGGAUUCCCACAGGUCCGUUGGGGAGAUUCCCCCUUCACGCAUCAGGAUAUCACCAGGACGGCCGUUCGGAAACUGUUUGUGAUAGACUCAUGUCGUCGUACAGUGCAUCCAUCAAAAUGAUGAUAUAUGGUCGACGCCACGCUGCAACACCACGAGGAGUAUACCAGGCACUGAUGCUGGCAAUGGAGAAUACCCCGGGAGCUACAAGACUCCCGUUCGCAGCAGCGGAGGUAAAACAAGCAUUUAGCAUCUGUCAGUCGAUGGGACUCAUCCCUAUCACACCCGAACCAUGCAAGCAGUCUGUGUUGUCGCAUUUGUCGCAAUGUUCCAUUUUCCAUUUCGCCGGGCAUGGCUUCACACACAACACGGACCCAUCAAAGAGUCAUCUUCUCCUUCGUGAUGGCAUGAACAACCCACUGACGGUUUCAGAGAUCCUGGCCUUGAAUCUGCGUGAGAUGCCUCCGUUCCUCGCCUAUCUCUCGGCCUGUGGAACGGGUAGGAUCAGGGACGAGAAGUUCUUUGAUGAGAGUAUUCACCUGGUCAGUUCGUUUCAACUAGCCGGGUUCCGCCAUGUGAUUGGUACGCUGUGGGAAGUCCAGGAUGAGAUGUGUGCUGAGAUGGCAACGAUAGUUUAUGAAGAAAUGAGGGACGGGAAAAUGAGCGAUGAUUCGGUUUGUAGAGGAUUGCAUAAAGCUACCAGAGCGGCGCGCGACCAUUGGCUGGGUAUCUCAUCUAGCUUGGAACGCAACAGUCGGGCUGUUGUGAAGCGAGAAAGCAUGGAAGCAGCAGAUGGUAGAGCUUGUCUAUCACUUCCAGGAGAGAUCCGACUGCCGAGAGACAUAAAAGAAUGUGCUGAGAGUGAGCAAUUUUGGGUUCCCUAUGUUCAUUUUGGUAUAUAG
Molecule: messenger RNA, 3636 nt
Organism: Clonostachys solani
Lineage: Eukaryota; Fungi; Ascomycota; Sordariomycetes; Hypocreales; Bionectriaceae
Source: the annotation of a GenBank genome assembly